Molecule: messenger RNA, 732 nt
Organism: Acyrthosiphon pisum (pea aphid)
Lineage: Eukaryota; Metazoa; Arthropoda; Insecta; Hemiptera; Aphididae
Exons: 2
Coding region: 1-732 (243 amino acids)
Source: RefSeq, a predicted model, not a curated record
AUGUACAUUGUACAAGCUGAUCAUGAAUGGAGAUCUAUCGCAGAAGAAUACAAUAAACGAUGGAAUUUUCCUCACUGUGUCGGCGCCAUCGACGGCAAACACGUCUUAAUCCAGAAACCAGAAAACACAAUAAGCGAGUUUCAUAACUAUAAAGGAACAGACAGUAUUGUUCUAUUGGGAAUAGCGGAUGCUAACUACUGUUUUACGUAUGUCAACGUUGGAUGCCAAGGCCGUAUUUCAGAUGGAGGCGUAUUUAAAUAUACUUCGUUCUCUAAGAAACUCGAAAAAAAUGAACUUGGUUUACCGGAAUGUGAAGCACUGCCUGGUCGUAUGAUGAAACUUCCUUGUGUCUUAGUUGCCGAUGAUGCGUUCGCCUUAUCUGAAAAUAUUAUGAAACCAUACGCCACAGAUUUGAACAAAGGAUCCCCAAAAAGAGUAUUCAACUACAGGUUGUCCAGAGCGCGUCGUAUUAUAGAAAAUACUUUUGGGUUGCUUUCAGCGGUGUUUAGAAUAUUCCGCAAACCCAUAGAAUGUUUUGAUAACGAAGAUUCUAACACAGGAGAAAUUAUUCCAGGAUCAUGGAGGGAAAUAACCUCUGGUGACACUGGUUUAAGACAAUUUAGAUCAAUUCCACGAAAACCAGCGUCCAACGCAACAAAUAUCAGGGAAGAAUUUAAAUCAUACUUCAUGUCUGAAAUAGGAUCAUUACCAUUUCAGGACAAAUACUUGUAA